Molecule: messenger RNA, 2511 nt
Organism: Purpureocillium lilacinum
Lineage: Eukaryota; Fungi; Ascomycota; Sordariomycetes; Hypocreales; Ophiocordycipitaceae
Biological process (GO): transmembrane transport
Molecular function (GO): transmembrane transporter activity
Source: RefSeq, a predicted model, not a curated record
AUGGACGGCAUGCCCAACCCGACGCAGGAUGAUCCUGGCCCCGACCCGGACCGAGGCGCCGGCAACGAGCCCUCCGGCUCCGGCCAGGCCUUCACUCCUCCCGAGCCUCCCGCAGAGGCAGCGACCGUCGCGGCCUUGAGGAAGGAAAAGGGUCGCGUACGAUUCAACAGCAAUGCUGGCGCGACGAACAGGCCGCAGCAGUCUCCCAGCCCCCAUAGCGCAACUGGAACGCCGUCGCCCGAGGCUGGCGAUGCUCUAGGGCUUACAAGACCGAGACCUUCUGUCCUCCGCGCCAACUCGUCUAGCAGCGUCGGCACCGUUGGCGAUCUGGGCGAAGACUUGGACUUUGCACCGGGCUCAGAGAAGGCUAUCUCGGCCGCGGCCGCGCAGGAACGCGCCAAGCAAGUCGCUGCCAGGAUUCGAGGAGAAUCCACGACUCCAGAAGGCUCGCGGAAGAGCUCCCUCGACUCGCGCGCCGACACCGUCAUCACUAAUGACGGCGAGCUCUUGCUCGGCGGUGAUGAGAAUGGAAUACCGCUUCGCAAUCUGGGGCAUCUAGGUCCUGGGGAGUCCAAGGAGCCCAAGACGGAAGCAGAGCGGCAGGCGACGCUGGCCUUGAUGCAGGACGCAUACGAACUUGUGCAAUCCCAUGCGGCUCGAUUCGCCGCGACAACCCAGGGCCAGUCAUCAGCGACGAACCACGACGCGGCGGCCCCCAGCGGCUUGCACCACGAAGUACAGCAGCAUGCUACGCCGAGCGAAGUCUACGACGGUUCAAUCGAUGGAGUGUACAACGUGCCUCCCCCGCAACAGUACCGCGGCAGCGUCCUGUCUGAGCUUCUUAAGCUCUACAAGCAGCCUGCGCACCUCAUCGGGCAACAACAACAACAGCACCAAUCCCAAGGCCAGCACUCUCGCUCGGCCUCGGCCGGCGGCCAGUCCAGCGGCUCCGGGGGCGCAACGCCCAACCGCAGGAAGUGGUACGAACAGAACCGCUCACAGGAGACGCUGUCCAACCUCAUCGAGGCGUCCGCGCGGCUGGCCAACCCCAACACGCCCGAUCCUGGCGCAAGCAGCUCCAAGGGGAAGAAGCGGCCGACACAUAAGCGAACCGGCAGCGCGUCCCGGCUGAGCCAUCUGUGGCACAAGGAGGAGGAAGCACGCAUCACGGUGCACAUUGCCGAGACACUGGCGCGCCAGGGCUACAUCAUCAAGCUGUGCCGCGCGCUCAUGCUCUUCGGCGCGCCCACGCACCGUCUCGAGGAGUACCUGAGUAUGUCUGCUCGCGUCCUCGAGAUUGACGGCCAGUUCCUCUAUCUCCCUGGAUGCAUGAUCAUCUCCUUUGACGACAGGUCGACGCACACGACCGAGGUUCGCAUCGUGCGGACCUCGCAGGGCAUCGACCUGGGCAAGCUCAAGGACGUGCACCACGUGUACAAGGAGGUGAUGCACGAUGUCAUUGGCGCCGACGAGGGCACCGAGCGGCUGGACGCGCUGAUGGAGUCCAAGGAAAAGUUCAACCGCUGGCUGCGUGUCAUUGUCUUUGGUCUCACAAGCGUCACCGCCGCACCCUUCUCCUUCAAGGCCCGUCUCAUCGACCUCCCCCUCCUGUUCGUCUUCGGCUGCACGGUCGGCCUGCUGCAGCUCAUUGUGGCCCCUAAAUCUAGCCUGUACAACAACGUCUUCGAGGUCACCGCUACAGUGGCGGUGAGCUUCCUGGCGCGGGCGUUUGGCAGCAUCAGGCACGGGGAGUUGUUUUGCUUCUCGGCGCUCGCACAGGGCGGCAUCGUCAUGUUGCUGCCAGGAUACUCUGUUUUGUGCUCGGCCCUGGAGCUGCAGUCCCGCGCCAUCGUGCCCGGCUCCAUCCGCAUCGUCUACGCCAUCAUCUACUCCCUCUUCCUCGGCUUCGGCAUCACCGUCGGGGCCGCGCUCUACGGCCUCUUCGACAUCAACGCCGCCUCGGAGACGACGUGCCUCAACCCGCCGUCCCCCUACUACGGCUUCAUCUUCGUCCCCUUCUUCGUCAUGUGCAUCAGCGUCCUCUACCAGGCCAAGUGGCGCCAGAUGCCCGUCAUGGUGACCAUCGCCUCGGCCGGCUACAUCGUCAACUACUUCAGCAGCAUCAAGUUCAGCGCCAGCCCCCAGAUCGCCAGCACGCUCGGCGCCUUCAGCGUCGGCGUCCUCGCAAACCUGUACUCGCGCCUGCGGCACGGCGUCGCCGCCGCAACCCUCAUCCCCGCCAUCUUCACCCAGGUGCCCGGUGGGCUUGCCUCCACGGGCGGCCUCCUCAGCGGCAUCUACACGGCCAACGAGCUCACAAAGUCCAACCAGACCGUCACCAACGUCAACGGCACCGUCAGCUACCAGCCCGGCCAGCCGCUCGACAGCGUCAUAUUCCAGGUCGCCGCCUCCAUGAUCCAGAUUGCCAUUGGCAUCGCCGUCGGGCUCUUCAUGAGCGCCUGCAUCAUCUACCCGCUCGGCAAACGCCGCAGCGGCCUCUUCAGUUUCUGA